AUGAUCACGGACAUGGUCAUGCAUUCUCGUCGCAGCAUAUUUCACGACACGACGGACCUGCACAUCCUGUCCAUGUGCAUGGACACGGGCAUGGAGAGGGACAUGGACAUGGUCACGGCCACGGCCACGACCACAUUGACUACUAUGCUCAUCCUAAAUAUGAGUUCGACUACAAAGUGGAAGAUCAUCAUACCGGAGAUAAGAAGUCCCAACAUGAGUUCCGUGAUGGGGAUGUUGUCAAAGGUGUCUACAGUCUGCAUGAGCCCGAUGGCUCCAUUAGAGUUGUGGAGUACCACGCGGAUAAGCAUAGCGGUUUCCACGCUGACG
Molecule: messenger RNA, 327 nt
Organism: Iphiclides podalirius (scarce swallowtail)
Lineage: Eukaryota; Metazoa; Arthropoda; Insecta; Lepidoptera; Papilionidae
Source: the annotation of a GenBank genome assembly